Myxozyma melibiosi is the source of this 1424-nucleotide messenger RNA. Its product is annotated as RNA polymerase II transcription elongation factor-domain-containing protein. Lineage: Eukaryota; Fungi; Ascomycota; Lipomycetes; Lipomycetales; Lipomycetaceae. Gene Ontology annotation, cellular component: super elongation complex. The record is from RefSeq and is a predicted model, not a curated record. The transcript is spliced from 4 exons. Gene Ontology annotation, biological process: regulation of DNA-templated transcription; transcription elongation by RNA polymerase II. Bases 397 to 1320 code for a protein of 307 amino acids. Gene Ontology annotation, molecular function: transcription elongation factor activity.
ACGUCAGUGCAAUGACAUCUCCCGCGAACGUUUUCCAUCAAGCACCCAACAGCGAGCGAUAAGCCGAUUCUGCUGUUAUUUACUCGACAAUAAUAGCAGGCUGCAAUUCUUGCUUCCCGAGUGGGUCUUUGGUCUUUCGUAGGUUACGUGAGCCGUUACCUGCCGCGUUACCGAAGCUCUGAUUAAUCUCCGUCGACCUGCCUGUCCGCCCCGCCACCGGCUACCGAAGUCCUGCGCUGAGAAGCCUUCCGGAUAUCGAAUCAGAAGGGAAAGGAGUCCGCUGCACAGCGCAACGCAGAUCAUUUUCUAUUUCUGGUAUUCUCAUCUACAAGGUCCCUGAUCUGAGUUGCUUCUUCUCUUGCUCUGCUCUUUUCUCGACCGCUGUCAGCCGAGACAAUGAUUGAUCCGUCGAAAAAUGGCGAGUAUCCCAUCACUGUGAGCAGAAGCUUUGCCGAGCCUGCGUCCUCCGACCAGCUCUUUGCUCUGCGAUACAAUUUCAAGCCCGAGUCUGUCGACGACAGUCAGCCCUCCGUCUUAACCAGAUCUGGCUCCGAGUUUACUCUCCGGUCUCCCGGAAUCCAAGAAGAAUCGUUCACGUUCACCGGACAAAGCACAGAAGGCAAAGAUGUCGACUGUCUGCUGAUUUACAACGAGGUUACAAAUUCCUUUGAAUUAAAACGUCUCUCGAACGUCAUCCGUCUGAAAACUUCACGAUCAGCUCCCAAAAAACCUUCCGCAACCUCAGCAAACUCCUCCGCCUCUUCCUCCUCAACCUCACCCACAAAAGAACCUAUCGUCCGCCGAAGCAAAGACGAGCGGGUUAUCGAUCUGCCAUCACUAGACGACCUACCUGCGUCGUCGUCCGACCAGACCUCUGCCGUUCCUCGAGCACAGGUCCGCGUGCCGUCGCCUUCGGUCCAGAAGGAUGACAGGACACCGUCAGGCAGAGCACAGGCGCGGAAGCAUGGCGAUGCGGACUUGUCGUCCUCAGCAUCGUCAGACGAAGACGACGAUGUACCGCUGCGGGCAUCAACCUCUUCACAGCCCUUACGACAGCCGAUUUCCGCCAAGGCCCGAUUUGCGGCUGCGGAAGUCGAGGAGCCUGAAUCUUCAUCGGACGAGGACGAGGACGAUGCUCCACGAUCGCAACCGCAAUCACAACCACAGCCUGCUCGACAACCGCGGCAACCACCUGCGAUACCACAAGUGCGUGCGCCGGUGCCGAUUCCAGUCUCGAGUCGCGGCCCGAUAAGUCUACGAGGGUACACCGGGUACGGGCGAGUUGAGGACGAUAUCUCGUCGAGCAGUGAGGAGGAGUAGUUUCUUUUUUUGCUGUGCGACAUGUUUUACUUAGAAAUGCAUAGGUUUGUUUGGCGUACUUUGUCGGCUUUUUUCAUGACUUUUGAAUCGUUUUUUGUAUGAGG